This is a messenger RNA of Mangifera indica (mango), 2859 nucleotides long. RefSeq names its product disease resistance-like protein DSC1. Gene Ontology annotation, molecular function: protein binding; ADP binding. The record is from RefSeq and is a predicted model, not a curated record. Gene Ontology annotation, biological process: defense response. The transcript has 4 exons. NCBI's taxonomy places the organism in Eukaryota, Viridiplantae, Streptophyta, Magnoliopsida, Sapindales, Anacardiaceae. The coding region runs from base 84 to 2618 and encodes 844 amino acids.
CAACUAUUGCAAAUUGUGUACUCAACCAAAUAAGUAGUUGUUUUGAGGCUUCUUAUUUUGCUGAAAAUAUUAGGGAAGAAUCGAUGAGUCCUAAAGGACUAAAUCCAAUGCCGCAACAACUUCUUUCAACUAUUUUAAAACAUUUUGAUAUUGUGAUAGAUUCCAAAGUAAAAAAAACAAUGCUUAGUCGUAAACAAGUUCUUAUUGUUUUUGAUGAUGUGACAACUUUGAGCCAACUAGAAUGUUUAGUUGAAGAUAUAUAUUGCUUUGGUCUAGGAAGUCAAAUCGUUAUUACAACUACAGACAGACAAGUACUUCGAAGUUGUGGAGUAGGUGAAACAUAUUUAUAUGAGAUGAUGGGGUUACCUGAGCACGAAGCAAUUCAACUUUUUAGAUGGUAUGCUUUUCAACAAAGUAAUCCCAACGAAGAUUAUGAUGACCUAACAAAAAGGGUAGUAAAAUAUGCUAAAGGUGUUCCACUAGUUCUUAAAGUGUUGGGUUGCCAUUUAGUUGGUAAGUCAAUACAAAUUUGGGAAAGUGCAAUAAAUAGAUUAAAAAGAAUUGCUCAUAAGGAUAUUCACAAUGUACUAAAAGUAUGUUAUGAGGGACUAAAUGAUGAUGAACAAAACAUAUUUCUAGAUAUUGCAUGCUUCCUUAAGUUGGAGAAAAAGGAUUUUGUGAUGGACUUCUUGUAUGCUUGUGGCCUGGAGGCUGAAAUCGGACUAAGUGUUCUCAUUGACAAGUGUCUUGUGACCAUAUCAAGAGAUAAUAAGGUAAAAAUGCAUAAUUUGCUUCAAGAUAUGGGAAGGGAAAUUGUCCGACAAGAAUCCACGAAAUAUCCUGGUUUACGCAGCCGUUUAUGGUACCAUAAAGAUAUCAAUAGUGUAUUGAAGGAAAACAAGAUGUCUAAUGCAAUAGAAGGCAUAUGUUUAGACAUGUCUAAGCAAGCAGAGAUCAUUUUCUUACAACCUUUUUCUUUAGGAGUGAUGGAUCAACUGAGAUUGUUUAAACUACAUAACUCGUACUAUGAAGUGAAUAAUAUCAAUAAGGUGUAUGUUUGCCAAGGGCUUAGUUCUGUUUCCUCUGAGCUACGAUACGUAUGUUGGCAUGGAUGUCCAUUGAAAUCAUUGCAACCAAAUUUUCUGUCAAAGAACCUUGUUGCGCUUGAGAUGCCUCAUAGUGAUAUUGAACAACUUUGGUCUAGUGCUCAGCUUGAUAAUUUGAAACAUAUUGAUCUCAGUUUUUCUGAACAUCUGAGAAUCCAAGAUCUCUCAUUGACUCCGAAUCUUAAAAUUUUGGUUCUGGAAGGUUGUAUAAGUUUACAUGAGAUUUCUUCAUCUAUUCACGGUUGCAAAUAUAAGCUUCAUAUGUUAAAUCUAAGGCACUGCAGAAGCCUUGAGAGUCUUCCAACAGACAUUCAUGUAGCAUAUUUUGGAAAAGUUAUCUUUUCUGGAUGUUCAAAACUCAAGAAGUUUCCAAAAGUGUCGUGGGAUAUGAAAGAGUUAUAUUUAGAUAAAACUGCAAUUGAGGAGUUGCCCCUAUUAAUAGAGAAUUUAUCCAGACUAGUGAUAUUAAAUCUUAAGAACUGCUCAAUGCUUCAGAGGCUUCCAAGCAAUAUCCACCAGUUGAAAUCUCUUAAACAUCUCAAUCUGUCCGGUUGUUUAAAACUUCAUGGAUUGCCUGAUAAACUGGGAAAAUUACAAGCUUUGAAGGUGCUUAAAGCAGAGAGGGUCGCUGUUGGAGAAAUACCAACAUCCAUUCUAAAUUUAAGCUGUCUAGAAGAAUUAGACCUGACCAACUGUAGUAUUGAGAGGCUGCCGACAAAUCUUGGUCGGUUAUCAUUACUAAAAAGUUUACUUCUCGGCAGAAACUUUUUUGACAGCAUUCCAGAAAGUAUUGAAUACAUUUCUGGAUUAUCUUAUCUUGACGUGAGCCAUUGCCAGAGGCUUCGAAUCCUGCCUAAGCUUCCAAGAAAAUUAGAAAUUAUAAAUGCAAACAAUUGCAUAUCAUUGGAAGCAUCACAGAAUUUGUUCCAUCCCUUCGAAAGAGAUUUUCGUCAUGGCCUAAAUUUUAACUUCAGCAAUUGUUUCAAACUAACUCAAGAGUUCUGCAGUCGAAUUGUGAAAUAUUUUGAAGGGCCAAUGAUGCUCGGAGCGGCAGAUUUUAUAAGUACUCAUAGAAGUUUCAUCUGUUUUCCGGGAAAUGAAAUUCCAGAGUCGUUUGUUUCUCAGAGUAUAGGUUCUUUUAUAACUCUGCCUCCACAGAUAAUUUUUUUCAGAAGUUAUUUUAUCUGUGUUGUGGUGGAGUUUCGAGACUAUCAUAAUAGAGGCCAGGGUUUGGCAGUUGGCUUUGAGUGGUCACUCACAGAUCAAAAUGGUGUAGAGGAUAUAUUCCAUGGAACUUGGAGUGUAUGGGACUAUGGUACUGGACCAGACUAUGUGGAUUCAGAUCACAUAUUGCUGGGAUAUGAUCAUACUUUUAAGUUCUUUGAUCCACUUUUUCCUACUUAUAAAGCAUAUCGUGACAUAAGCGUCCGAUUUCAUGUUGAGAAUUCAUAUGCUGAAAGACUAGACUGCUGCAAAGUGAAAAAGUGUGGAGUUGAGAGGGUGAAGCCUUAAAACCAAAAAAAUUGAAACUUUCAACGCAUCGAGCUCGAGGUAAAUAAGUUACUAGUUUCUUUUCCCCUUUUCUUUCUAUAAUGUCUAUCUUUGUAAGAUUUCAUGUUACUUCGAUUGUCAGAUAUAUGUCCCACAUGUUUGUCUUUCUUUAUUUCACCCAGUCAUUAUCAAUACUGUAAUGUGAUUUGUUUUUCAUUUGUUAUGUUCACUUAUGAUCUGGCCCAACUGUUCCGCAAACAAA